This is a messenger RNA of Wallemia ichthyophaga EXF-994, 1578 nucleotides long. Its product is annotated as putative glucose transporter rco-3. Gene Ontology annotation, biological process: transmembrane transport; carbohydrate transport. Bases 1 to 1578 code for a protein of 525 amino acids. The transcript has 6 exons. Gene Ontology annotation, molecular function: carbohydrate:proton symporter activity. Gene Ontology annotation, cellular component: membrane. Lineage: Eukaryota; Fungi; Basidiomycota; Wallemiomycetes; Wallemiales; Wallemiaceae. The record is from RefSeq and is a predicted model, not a curated record.
AUGAGAGACUUAAGCUACAUUUUUAAGGAAGGAUUAUUGUCGCCCAAGUACAGGACCCCGCUGUUUUAUGCUUCUAUAGCAGUCUUUGGUGCUGUUCUUUAUGGUUACGACGGUACAUACUUCACCUCUGUCCUUGCCACACGUCAAUUCAAGCACGACUACGGAGCUUGCAAUGUAGAGGGUGAAUGCAAAAUUAGUAGCUCAGAUGAAAGUAUCUUUACUAGUAUCGUCUUCGUUGGUGAAUUCGUAGGAGCUUUGUCGUCGGCACCGAUAGGUGACUACUUCGGUAGAAAAGGCUGUUUCAUAACAGCUUGCGCUAUGGGUAUCAUCGGUACAAUCUUGCAAUCUGUUAUGGUCGGAAAUCACCCUAUCUUCAUUGUUGGUAGAAUGAUACUUGGUAUUUGUGUCGGUAUCAUGUCAAAUGCUACUCCUCUGUACCUUAGUGAAGUUGUUCCAACUGAAAUUAGAGCUGCUGUAGUUGGUAGCUGGCAAUGUUUACUCGCAUUAGGUCAAGUCAUCGGUUCGGGUGUCGGUCUUGGUUCAAAAAGCCGUAACGACACAGGCGCAUACCGUAUUCCAAUUUGCCUUAACCUCAUCUUCGUUUUCAUAAUCCUAGCUGGUCAAUUUAUCAUUCCUGAAUCACCUAGAUGGCUUGUCACUAGAGACAAAACUGAAAAAGCUGAAAAAGCACUGUGGAAGAUCCAUGGAGCCAGACCUGAUGCACAAGCAUGUGUGGAUGACGAGAUGAGGCAGUACAAUCAAACGAAGGACGAUGAACUCCAAUCCUCAGGCAAGGAUGCCACAUGGGCCAGCGUUUUCGCCGCCGACAAUCGCAAGAAGCUAUUUGUCGUUUGCGGUGUUCUCAUUUGCCAACAGAUCUCCGGUAUACAGAUUGUCUUCAGUUACAUCACCGUCAUAGCUCAGGACUUGGAACUCGGCAGCGACCCAUUCGUUGUGACAAUUGGUGUCACAGUCGUUGAGCUUGGGGGUGUUAUCUGCUCUUUCUUCAUUGUCAAUCGCUAUGGUAGACGCCCUCUACUUAUGUACACUGGUAUGAUUAUGGCAGUGUUCCUGCUGAUUAUGGGCUUCAUGGGUGUGGGCAACUACACAACGCCAUCAAAGAGUGAUACUUUUAACAAAGUCGUCCUUGCGAUGGCUUGGGGACCACUCGCAUGGGUUUGUGCUAGUGAGCUUUCUGGCGGUCGCGUCAAGAACAAGAUCAUGAGUUUGGGAACUGGGUGCUUCUGGAUUUCAGCAUUUGUUGUCACUUUCACAUUGCCAUACCUCUACGAUGAAGAAUAUGCAGGUAUCAAAUCAAUGGUCUCGCUCAUCUACGGAUUCCUUUGUUCUCUCACUGUAGUCUUUGUCUACUUCUGCAUCCCAGAGACACGCGGUAGAUCACUCGAAGAGAUUAUUUAUAUGUUCGACAAGAUGGUACCAACAAGACAUUGGGAUGAAUUUGACACCACACACAUUUUUGCUGUCGAUGAAAAGGGUCAAAGAUUUGGCGGCGAAGAGAUGGAGCACGUGGAAAACAAUGAGAAUGAGCAUAAGCUGGAAAAGAAGGAGAGCGCUUAA